Molecule: messenger RNA, 2487 nt
Organism: Panthera uncia (snow leopard)
Lineage: Eukaryota; Metazoa; Chordata; Mammalia; Carnivora; Felidae
Gene: LRFN5
Product: leucine rich repeat and fibronectin type III domain containing 5
Exons: 4
Coding region: 1-2160 (719 amino acids)
Molecular function (GO): protein binding
Source: RefSeq, a predicted model, not a curated record
AUGGAAAAAUUUCUUUUUUAUCUGUUUUUCAUUGGCAUAGCAGUGAGAGCUCAGAUCUGUCCAAAGCGUUGUGUCUGUCAGAUUUUGUCUCCUAAUCUCGCAACCCUUUGUGCCAAGAAAGGGCUUUUAUUUGUUCCACCAAACAUCGACAGAAGAACUGUGGAGCUGCGGUUGGCAGACAAUUUUGUUACAAAUAUUAAAAGGAAAGAUUUUGCCAAUAUGACCAGCUUGGUGGACCUGACUCUAUCCAGGAAUACAAUAAGUUUUAUCACACCUCAUGCUUUUGCUGACUUGCGAAAUUUGAGGGCAUUGCAUUUGAAUAGCAACAGAUUGACUAAAAUUACAAACGAUAUGUUCAGUGGGCUUUCCAAUCUCCAUCAUUUGAUACUGAACAACAAUCAGCUGACUUUAAUCUCUUCUACAGCAUUUGAUGAUGUCUUUGCCCUUGAGGAGCUGGACCUGUCCUACAAUAAUUUAGAAACGAUUCCUUGGGAUGCAGUUGAAAAGAUGGUUAGCUUGCACACCCUUAGUUUGGAUCAUAAUAUGAUUGAUAAUAUUCCCAAAGGGACUUUCUCCCACUUGCACAAGAUGACUCGGCUUGAUGUAACAUCAAAUAAAUUGCAGAAGCUACCACCUGAUCCUCUCUUUCAGCGAGCUCAGGUACUAGCAACCUCAGGAAUAAUCAGCCCAUCAACUUUUGCAUUAAGUUUCGGUGGAAACCCUUUGCACUGCAAUUGUGAAUUGUUGUGGUUGAGACGUCUGUCCAGAGAAGAUGACCUAGAGACUUGUGCUUCUCCAGCACUCUUAACUGGCCGCUAUUUUUGGUCAAUUCCUGAGGAAGAGUUUUUAUGUGAACCUCCUCUCAUUACUCGUCAUACGCAUGAGAUGAGAGUGCUGGAAGGUCAAAGGGCAACCCUGAGGUGCAAAGCCAGGGGCGACCCUGAACCUGCAAUUCACUGGAUUUCUCCUGAAGGGAAGCUUAUUUCAAAUGCAACAAGAUCUCUGGUGUAUGAUAAUGGAACACUUGAUAUUCUCAUCACGACUGUGAAGGAUACAGGUGCUUUUACCUGCAUUGCUUCCAAUCCUGCUGGGGAAGCAACACAAACAGUGGAUCUUCAUAUAAUUAAGCUCCCUCACUUACUCAACAGUACAAACCAUAUCCACGAGCCUGAUCCUGGUUCUUCAGAUAUCUCAACUUCUACGAAGUCAGGUUCUAAUGCAAGCAGUAGUAAUGGUGAUCCUAAAAUGAGUCAAGAUAAAAUUGUAGUAGCAGAAGCGACAUCAUCCACAGCACUACUUAAGUUUAAUUUUCAAAGAAAUAUUCCUGGAAUACGUAUGUUCCAAAUCCAGUAUAAUGGUACUUAUGAUGACACCCUUGUUUACAGAAUGAUACCUCCCACGAGCAAAACUUUUCUUGUCAAUAACCUGGCUGCUGGAACUAUGUAUGACCUGUGUGUCUUGGCAAUAUAUGAUGAUGGCAUCACUUCGCUCACUGCCACGAGAGUCGUGGGUUGCAUCCAGUUUACUACGGAACAAGAUUAUGUGCGAUGCCACUUCAUGCAGUCCCAGUUUUUGGGAGGCACCAUGAUUAUUAUUAUUGGUGGAAUAAUUGUAGCAUCUGUGCUGGUUUUCAUCAUCAUCCUAAUGAUCCGGUAUAAGGUUUGCAACAAUAACGGGCAACACAAGGUCACCAAGGUCAGCAAUGUCUACUCUCAAACUAAUGGGGCUCAAAUCCAAGGCUGUAGUGUAACGCUGCCCCAGUCCAUGUCCAAACAAGCUGUGGGACAUGAAGAGAAUGCCCAGUGUUGUAAAGUUGCCAAUGACAAUGUGAUACAAUCUUCGGAAACUUGUUCAAGUCAGGACUCCUCUACCACUACCUCUGCUUUGCCUCCUACCUGGACUUCAAGCACUUCUGUGUCCCAGAAGCAGAAAAGAAAGACUGGCACAAAGCCAAGUACCGAACCACAGAAUGAAGCCGUCACAAAUGUUGAGUCCCAAAACACUAACAGGAACAACUCAACUGCAUUGCAGUUAGCUAGUCGACCUCCUGAUUCUGUCACAGAGGGGCCCACAUCUAAAAGAGCACAUUCAAAGCCAAAUGCUUUGCUGACUAAUGUUGACCAGAUUGUCCAGGAAACACAGAGGCUGGAGUUAAUCUGAAGAGCACUACUUCUUUCUCUCCUGAAAAAAGUUGCCACUGAUAUUUUUACUGGAUAAAAUUUAAACAUGUUUCAAUUCACAAAGGCCAAUUGUUGAACUGGUGUCCUAGAAGAAAUUGUUCACAGGAGCCGAAGCAGAAGUCUCUGAUGCUGGUGGAACUGGCUCUAUCAGACCAUGGUUCAUCCUCUUUUAAAGCCAAAUUUUUUUUUCUUCUGGCCUACAAGUACUUUCUUUUUUUUAAAGAAGGAAAGAGAAAAGCCUACACUGGCAUCGAGUUCUGUAUCAAUCCAUGUUACAUUGCCAUCCAUGAUUUAAGACUGUAGAAUC